UUUGUUCACUUCCCUGCUGACAGACUUGGGGAGGGACUCAACAUGAUACAAACUACAGGAUGGGAUGAGAAAACCCACUAAAAGACUAAUAGAUUAGGUUGGGUUGGAACGGGAAGCCUGCAUCAUCCCCUCUGUGAAAAACAGGGCUGCUGAAGGUCAUCAAGCUAAACAAGACAUUCACUUUCAAUCCCAAAGAGGGAAUAGACAAUCCAGUACUGAUGAUCUCAGAUGAUACAGAAUCAGUUUCAGCACCCAUGCCACGCCUAUGUGCGCUCAAGCGUCAAGAAGGCGAGUCCUUCGGCUUCCAUCUGCGUGUGGAGAGGGGGCGCUGUGGUCAUGUGAUCAGAAAGUUGACUGCAUGGGGGGUGGCGGAGCGGAGUGGCCUGAGGGAUGGAGAUCGGCUUCUGGAGGUCAACGAAAGCUUCGUGGAUGACAUCCCUCACGUGGAAGUGGCCAGGAGGAUACUGCUGAGUGGGAACCAGCUAUGUCUGCUGGUGAUGGAUGGGGAGGAGUAUGACCAGGCUGUGUCACAGGGAUUAGACCUCCGGUCUCUGGCAAGAAAUCACAGAGGGGAGGACUGCCAGCAGCCACGGAUGUGCCACAUCACCAGAGAUACUGCCACUGGCCUGGGCAUCAACUUUGUACCUGUGGAAGGGCAGAAAGGAAGGUUUACGGUUAACCUGGUAAGUGGGGGUUCUGCUCACAAGGCAGGAGUGUUUCAGGGAGACCACCUGGUAUGGAUGAACGGAGCAAACGUAUCUGAGCUUACCAACUCUGCACUCAGCAAGAUGGUGAUGAAGUGCAAGGAUCACAUGACCAUCCUAGUCAUUGACAGUGAGAGCGAGAAGAGCUACGUCCGCAGGCGGAUGCCCAUUCUACCUGCCAUGGUCGGUGCCCACAACCUGCCCCACACCCCCCAGAGACUCCACCUUGUGCUGGGGUCUAAGGGUUACGGCUUCCUCCUCAGACAAGAGAAAACACCAUCAGGAAAAAUAGUUCAUGUUAUGCGUGGGCUGGACAGAGACAGUCCUGCAGAGAAGGCAGGCUUGCAGGAGGGGGACAUUCUGCUGGAGGUCAACAGGGAUCCUGUGGAGUCCUUGGAGCAUGGAGACAUUGUGGACAGAGUGAGGCAGAGUGGCCAGGUUGUCACCCUCACCUGUAUUACUGCCCAGGGGCUCCACUUUUACACACAGCUGGGUCUAUGUCCUCUUCUUUUCUGUGGGAGUGAUCCUAAGGAAAAUGAAGGAAACAAAAUGGUGCCCCCCAAACCAGUAAGAGUAGAAGCACCAGAGGAGGUUCCAUCAGUGUCCAGUCAACGACUCUGUGUCCUCCAGAAAGGGCCUUUAGGCUUUGGCUUCAACUUGGGUUGUGACCCGCAGACUCCAGGGACCUUUAUAAGCCAGGUGGUUCUAGGGGGCUCUGGCCAUAGAGCAGGACUAAAGGAGGGAGAUUUGGUUAUUGAAGUUAACGGACAAGGAAUGGAAGAUAAAUACAUAGAAGAUGUGAUUAUGCUAGUGAAAGAGGGAGGACAUUUCCUCUCUCUCUUGGUUAUGGAAAAGAGUGAUAGCAGCGAGCAAAAGAAUACCCAGCAGACCACCGAAGCAGAAACUGAGAAGUAUGACUCACAGAAGAAAGAAGCUGAAGAGUUAUUAUUCCUGUAGCAGAUAGUUCACAUCUUGACGACUCACCCACAAGACCAUAGGACAGAGCCCCUUACUCAAAGCAAGCCAAACUGUAUUAACCUAGGUAUAAAAGUGUUCUUGUUUACUUAUCACCCGAGCUAAAACCUCACCCUGGUUUGUACAGUACAGUACAUGAGGUCUGCAUUAGUUGUCUGGUGGAUUCACAAGAAAGACACACCACAAAAUAACAAUGACCAGAUAAGAAAAUAAAAUGUUAAGCUAUUAGUUUCCAAGUAAUGUAAUGUUUUAAAAAAAGAAUGUUGUAUACAUAUAUUGGUAAAAUAUUCAUGUAAAUUGUAGGCCUUAACAAUGCGUUCUACAUCUGUGAAAAUAAAAUGAAAUUUCACUGG
Molecule: messenger RNA, 2032 nt
Organism: Hypomesus transpacificus
Lineage: Eukaryota; Metazoa; Chordata; Actinopteri; Osmeriformes; Osmeridae
Gene: nherf4b
Product: PDZ domain containing 3b
Exons: 12
Coding region: 219-1661 (480 amino acids)
Biological process (GO): protein localization to plasma membrane
Cellular component (GO): apical plasma membrane
Molecular function (GO): protein binding; protein-membrane adaptor activity
Source: RefSeq, a predicted model, not a curated record